Molecule: messenger RNA, 2853 nt
Organism: Mobula hypostoma (lesser devil ray)
Lineage: Eukaryota; Metazoa; Chordata; Chondrichthyes; Myliobatiformes; Myliobatidae
Gene: hmg20b
Product: high mobility group 20B
Exons: 12
Coding region: 348-1340 (330 amino acids)
Biological process (GO): regulation of gene expression
Cellular component (GO): nucleus
Source: RefSeq, a predicted model, not a curated record
UUGGCUGAGGAGGAGUCAGCGUCUUACACAAGAGCAGGAGCGGCCGGCAGUUAUUUGUAUUUUUUGCGAUUUGUUAAGGGGGGGCAUCAGGUUAUAAUAUUUUUGUUAACGGCGAGCAAUUUUUACUCACGCAGGCCUCUGCGAUUACUUUCUGCUGCCACUAUCGUGAGUAGUUCUUGAAGUUUUGUGUCUGAGCCAGCUAUUAGUAUGGCUUUGUGGAAAACACUGGAACCAGAAAUGCAAUUUUCAUGCUACGGAUGAUCUGUGAACGAGCCAUCCAGGAAGGUUGCCCUACAAGAUGAAGCUGAACCUGUAGAAGAGAGAGUAUAUCUGAUUCUCCUAUUACAAUGUCACAAAAUAAUAAAGAAUCUGUAGUUAUGGCUGGGAGCCUAGCCUCUAAAUCUUUCAAUCACAAUGGAGUGUUACAGACUGUCAUUAAGCAAGAAGUUGUAGAGAGUUCUAAAAGUCAGCCAUCUCACAAGCAAUCUGACAGAAAUGUAGCUGGAACUGCUAAUACAGGGGAAGAAGAACAACGUGUAGUGAAAAAGCGGGGGUGGCCAAAAGGAAAGAAAAGGAAGAAGGUUUUGCCCAAUGGUCCUAAAGCACCAGUAACUGGGUAUGUCCGGUUUCUCAAUGAGCGUCGAGAGCAAAUUCGUAUGCAACACCCAGACUUGCCAUUCCCAGAAAUCACCCGCAUGCUUGGGAAUGAAUGGAGCAAGCUUCCUGCUUUGGAAAAACAGCGUUACCUGGAUGAAGCAGAAAAAGACAAACAACAAUAUCUGAAAGAACUUAAAGAAUUUCAGCAAACUGAGGCAUAUAAGUUGAGUGCACAGAAAAUCCAGGAGAAGAAGCUAAAGAAAGAAGAAUUGUGGUCGGGUUUUAGUGGACCAGUCCCAAAGAUCACUGAUGAUGCACCAGACAGGGUUUCCAUGUUUGAGACCCCAAUUUUUACAGAAGAGUUCCUUGACCAGACCAAAGCACGUGAAUCAGAAUUACGAAAGUUAAGAAAGUCAAAUGUAGAGUUUGAAGAGCAGAAUAUAAUCUUGCAAAAACACAUAGAGAGUAUGAAUAAUGCCAAAGAGAAAUUGGAGCAGGAGUUGGCACUGGAAGAGAGAGAAACGUUGACGUUACAGCACCAGUUACAGGCCGUACGACAGGCCCUGACUGCCAGCUUUGCUUCUAUUCCCAUUCCAGGUACGGGAGAAACACCGACCGAAGGAACACUUGAUACAUACAUGGCCAAACUUCACAAUGUCAUCGAGAGCAGCCCCUUGGAAUAUGAAAAGCUAGUUGGAAGGGUGCAAGAGAUCAUCAGUCAGUUAGAUAGUGAUAAUUUAUGAACAGAGGAAGAAACCUUCCGGAAUGACCAUAUCAUUGCUAAUGGAUCAGUUACAAUGUCGAAUUUGUGGAACUUAAGAAAAACCUUGGGGAAAUAAUGCAAAUUGUUACCUUUUUAGACUUUGAUUAUUUCACACAGUUAGCGCACCAAUUUUGAUUUUCUUCUAGGAUGUCAGUGAUUUUUAAUAUUGUUUUGUUGCAUAUGGAUGCUAUGGUGUUUGAAGUCUUUCAGUGUAUGAUAUACAGUGUAUGUGAAUUAUGUGCAAAUGGAGAAGCCUUUGGGUAUUCAUGAUUAAUGAUUUGGAUUGUAUUUUUUUUAUGAUUUUUUUUCAGUGGUUUUUUUUACAAUCAAAACCACAAGCAUUUUUUUACUAAACACAGAGGUACUACUAUAGAUCUUGUAGCAUUCAGACACUAUUUUACACAAUCAGUUAUUAUCCCCAUGUUGCAAGAAUGCUAAAAAAUCAUCAUUAACAAUUUUGCAACAAUGUUCUGGAGGAAAGUGAAGAUGAGAAUCUUUGUAAGCUUUUUGGGGCAAGAAAAUGGAGUUCCUGUGGCAUUUUUCUAAAAAGUACACAGCAGUUUAGCAAGAGAGGGGAAUUGCGCCAGUAUUUAUUUACUACCAUAGAAUCUUGCAUUUGGUACAAAAAUAAUGCAGUUAACCUUAAACAGAUUGCAAUUGUCUACAGUUUGUGCUCUGCACUAAUCUGUAAAUAUCAAUAUAAUAUCCAUUUAAUUACAUUAAAGGAUCAAGUUCUGAAAAUGAAUUUUACGAUGGCAUUCAUAAUAUUUCAUCGUAGAAAGUGAGUUGAUAUUCUCUUGUGUAUGGCAAUCUCUUGUGAUAUAUAACAAUUAUUAUGCUAGGAAAUUCAUUUUGAAUACUGCAGUUCAUCUUUCCCAAAUAACAAUACUGGAAUAAAAAAACAAAGCAAGUGACAUUUUAUGGUUUUCUUUUUAAAAGAUUUUCCUUUUCAAAUACUUUUUUUUCCUGUUUCUCCUACCAGCCAUGGAGAUACUGAAGGCAGCAAGUUAAAUAAGUAACAGCUCUCCAUUGGUAACAAAGCGUCUAUUGAAACUUCUGUAAUAUCAACUAGUGUAUUUUUCCUUUUUCUUCUCCCCACUAUCUUGUCUUUUUUGAAAAUGUACCAUUAAUUUUAAGUUGUGACACUAUACUGUUCAUUCAUGAAACUGUAAGAAGUGUAAAGUAAGCACAACUGUGCAUCCAAAUCACUUGUCUUUCUGGACUAAUAAAGAGACUUCAGUAUUUGUGUAUACCGGUAUCCUGCUCAAUGAUUAGUUUGUGGUGGACUUACGAUUUUCGUCAGACAUCUGAAGCGAACUUUAAUGCCGUAUUAGCGGAUGCAUUUAAGCAGAAAACAACUAAGUGCGAGCAGGAAGUGAACAAGAUUCUUCCAUCAAUUCUGGAUUUUUUUUUUCCAGUGUAAAUUCUGAGAGGAUAAUUCUACAAAUCUGUCGGUAAAACAUCAAUGAUUUGGUUGAUUGAAAAUCAAUAAA